AUGAUGCUCUCUGUGAUCUCCUUGCUCGUCUUCUUGUUUUUGCAAGCCACGGCUAUCGAAAUCACCAGUCCUGCUGCCAACUCGACCUUCGCAGCAGGGUCCACCGUCACCGUUGAAUGGACCAGCGUCGAUACUGAUCCCAACGAAUUCAGUCUCUAUCUCUGGAACUUUGUGUCUUGGCCUCCAUCCUAUGUUCCACUCGCCUUGAACGUCCCUACAUCGGACCUGUUUUACUCUGUCCAGAUUCCCUGCGACACCAAUCCCGAAUGGGGCUAUCAGAUUAGCGGCAUCAACGGCACCAACGUCUACAUCAUCUACGCACAAGGUGACAAAUUCACUGUGUCGGAGGCCGUCCAAGGCACUUCGUGUGUCGACUCUUCCCCUUUUCCAACGAUUUCCACCUGCACUAGCGCUGCGGCGUCUACCGUUUAUGUCACGGUGAGCCCUACCGGACCUAGCUCCCGUCAUUUCCAUCAUUCAUCCCACGUCCAUCUCCAUCCUUCUCCCAGCACCACCAGCACUUUCACCUCUGAGAAUGUAAAGCCCGGAAUUGUGCCUAAGACUAUUGGUUGGUGCUCAGACUAUUCCCACCCUGUGACAUUGGACAAAGUUCCCACCCCGACUCCGUCCGCGGCCAACAAUGAAGAUGCCUCUCCAGCGGUCACCCCGGCACCGGGUGAGAUCACUGGCACUGCUGGUAUUCGUGUUAAGACCAUCACUACUACUAGGAGCGUGGUGGUCUGUCCUAAUCCAAAUGGCAGUUAA
This is a messenger RNA of Penicillium brasilianum, 765 nucleotides long. NCBI's taxonomy places the organism in Eukaryota, Fungi, Ascomycota, Eurotiomycetes, Eurotiales, Aspergillaceae. The record is from the annotation of a GenBank genome assembly.